UGCUAUUAACGAGUAAUUGAAAUAUGCACGAUAAUUUUAAGUCGACGACAGUGCAAGGUAACCUAAUUCCUUACAGCAGCACCGUGAACGAAACCCGCACCGUCUCUCUCAAAGUCUCCGAUAAAGCAAAAUUCAACCUCCACUCUGAUCGAGAAUGUCUUCAACGUUGCUAGAAGCAACUCGAGCAGCACAUGAGGAAGUGGAGCGAUUGGAGAGGGUAAUAGUGAAGGAUCUCCAGAAUGAACCAACUUCCAACAAGGACCGUUUGUAUCAGAGUCACCGUGUUCGGAAUAUGAUUGUUACUAUCACUUCCACCACUGAACGACUUAUUGAUAUAUAUGAUGAUAAAGAUAAUGCUAGGAAGGAUGAGAUUGCUGCACUUGGUGGACAAACUGCUACUGGAAUCAAUCUUUUUAGUGCCUUUUAUGAUAGACUCAAAGAGAUACGAGAGUAUCAUAGGAAGCACCCAGCUGCACGUGUUGUUGACGCAAAUGACGAUUUUGAAGAUCUUCUUAAAGAGGAACCUAAAAUUGAGUUUAGCGGAGAGGAAGCUUUUGGUCGAUACUUAGACAUUAAUGAGUUAUACCAGCAGUAUGUCAAUUCUAAGUUUGGAGAGCCAAUUGAAUAUUCUGCAUACCUUGAUAUUUUUUCUGAGACAGAUAAGAUUCCUCGCAAAAUGAAAACAACCAGGCAGUACAGGGAGUACUUGAAGAAUCUUUUGCAGUAUCUAACAUCUUUUUUCCAUCGGACAGAACCCCUGCAAGAUCUUGAUAGAAUCUUUUCAAAGGUAACAACUGAGUUCAAUGAAAAUUGGGCUACUGGAAGGGUAUUGGGAUGGGAGAAUGUCAAUCAGGAGAAUGGACAUGUACCUGCUCAGCACACUGCAAUUGAUCUUGAUUAUUACAGUACAGUUGAAGAGCUUAUGGAAGUGGGUCCUGAAAGGUUAAAGGAGGCACUUGCUGCAUUGGGACUUAAGACUGGUGGCACUAUUCAGCAACGUGCAGAGAGACUCUUCCUCACAAAGCACACGCCUCUUGAAAUGCUGGACAAGAAGCAUUUUGCCAAGGGGGCGCGUGGUUCAGAAAAAAAUGGGGUAGCUGCUGCUCCACAAGAUGGAAAUUUAAAAGAAAUUGCAUUAAUGGAGGCCAAAAUGAAUAAACUGUGUGAUUUGUUAGAUGAGACAAUUACUCGAACAAAAGACAAUAUUGUAAAGAAGCAAGCCCUAACAUACGAGGAAAUCGAAGCAGAACGUGAGGAGGAAGAGACUCAAGAGGACUCUGAAAGCGAAGAUGACGAGCAGCAGAUUUAUAAUCCCUUAAAGUUACCAAUGGGAUGGGAUGGGAAGCCUAUACCUUACUGGCUGUAUAAGCUACAUGGUCUGGGUCAGGAAUUUAAGUGCGAGAUAUGCGGGAACUACAGUUAUUGGGGGCGUCGUGCUUUUGAACGACACUUUAAAGAAUGGCGUCAUCAACAUGGGAUGCGAUGCCUUGGUAUACCAAAUACAAAGAACUUCAAUGAAAUUACGUCAAUUGAGGAAGCAAAAGAGCUCUGGAAGAAGAUACAGCAGAGACAAGGAGUGAACAAGUGGCGCCCAGAUCUAGAGGAAGAGUAUGAAGACAAAGAAGGCAACAUCUAUAAUAAGAAGACAUAUACUGAUUUACAACGCCAGGGGCUGAUAUGAAAAGAAAGAAUCUUCUUUCCAAUUCUUCUUCUAUUAGUAAAAGGAGGGGGAGGGGAAUCCUUUUUGCAUCACCUAUGAAGAGGAAGCAAUUUGUUUUCGGCAGGGUUUUUAGGGGAAUGGUUGUAUCUUAGCAAAAUAUUCAUCCCUACUGGGGAGAAGAAUGGGAACAGACAAGGAGCCAUAUUUUGUGAAUUGCGGCGCACUUUCUUGAAUAACUGUGAAUUUGUGACUGAUAUCCUAACAAAACGGGAGAAGAAACAACAAUUCUUAUCGCUGUUGCAUUGUACCAAUUAUUAUUGUUAUAGGUUUCUGAGUGAUAUUGGCCAACUAAUGUCUUUCUUUAAUGGUGUAGAUUUAAUGGGAUAUACUUUUCUAUUUGCAUGUCAAGUUAAGUUUGGAAUAUACUUUGCAUGAACAAUAAAAAGUACCUUAGUGGAAA
Messenger RNA from Medicago truncatula (barrel medic), 2120 nucleotides. RefSeq names its product splicing factor SF3a60 homolog. Gene Ontology annotation, biological process: mRNA splicing, via spliceosome. NCBI's taxonomy places the organism in Eukaryota, Viridiplantae, Streptophyta, Magnoliopsida, Fabales, Fabaceae. Gene Ontology annotation, cellular component: spliceosomal complex; nucleus. The coding region runs from base 155 to 1681 and encodes 508 amino acids. The record is from RefSeq and is a predicted model, not a curated record. Gene Ontology annotation, molecular function: zinc ion binding; RNA binding. The transcript is spliced from 12 exons.